GGACCGGGGCACCGGCAACCCGGGUACCCGGGGUACCAGAACCCCCGGGCAUUGCAGGGGUCAGCAGCCUGGGGUGCGUCGGGGACUCGGGGCAUUGGCAACCCGGGGUGAGAGGGCAACCGGAGCAGCGGCAUGCAGGGAUGAGCGGGGAAGCGAGGCACCGACAUCCCGGGGUAAGCGGGGAGCCGCCGUGCCAGCAUCCACGCUCCGGGAUGCUGCUGGAUGCCGGGGUGCAGGGACACUCCUCCCCGUGCCUCUGCGGGCGGGGGUAGGGGAGUCCCUGGCCCCGGAGCCUGCCUUCCCCGCGGGCUGCAUUCCCCCUCCCGGGGAACGGAGCACGGAGGUCCCUGUGGAGAGCCGUGCACGCUCAGCGUGAGACCUGGGAGUGGAGGCUGGCACAGCGCUGGGCUGUUGGUAGUCACCCUCUCCCGCACCCGAGGCGAGCAGGGAGUCCCCCGUCAUCUCCAUCUCCAGCCCUGAGCAUUCUGGUGGCCUCUCAGCAUAGAACAGCAGCUUGUGCUCUGCCUGCAGGGAGCAGCCAGCAGUGGGAAUCCCCCUUGCAUUCUCCCCUCUUCCUGCCUGGCAAACUCCCGCAUCGCCCAAGGCAGGGCUUGGACCUGAGCAUCUUCACGCGGAUGAGCACAGAGACGCUCAGCAAUGGGGAUGGGGCUCUGCAGGGGCAAUUUUGGAUGACCAGAAGGCAGAUGUCUCCCAAGUCCUGUCCCAGCAUGUGGGGACACCACCUUGCAGGAGCUGGGACGCCACCCAGCCCCAUGGGCCCCCUCAGGUACUCAGCAGGAGACUCCCAGUCCUACCCUGGUCUCAUGGAUAUCUUGCACAGGAUCUCCUCAGUGGUCUGCAGCCACCAGCCCUGCACACCUGGGACAUGCACGGCCACAAGCCCCGGGUGACAGGGCAUUUAGGGUAGGCUACAGGCAAAGGAUAAGAGGUUCUUCCUCCUCCUUCACGCAUUUCUAAUGGCUCCUUUGAGACAAGCCACACGACUCCCUGCUGGGAAGCCUCGCUGAGCUGGUGUUUCUGCCAGGAGCACCCCUCCAGCCCUGCUGUCUCAUCCACAGGUGGAACCCGCUCCUGCUCUGCUGAUCAUGGUCAACAAGACCUUAAACUACUGGGGUCCCAGUUUUGAGGAGGACGUUAUCAACAUCAACGUGGGCGGUCUGCGGCGGCGGCUGAGCUCCAGUGCGCUCUCCAAGUUCCCCGACACGCGCCUGGGCCGGCUGCUCUCCUGCGACUCGGAGGAGUCCAUCCUGCAGCUCUGCGAUGACUACGACGUGAGCGCCAGGGAGUUCUACUUCGACAGAAACCCCGGCUUCUUCCUCUACGUCCUCCACUUCUACCAGACGGGCAAGCUGCACGUCAUGGAGGAGCUGUGCGUCUUCUCCUUCUGCCAGGAGAUCGAGUACUGGGGCAUCAACGAGUUCUUCCUGGACUCCUGCUGCAGCUACCGCUACCACGAGCGCAAGCUGGAGAGCAGGCACCACAACUGGGAUGAGGAGAGCGAGGUGAGCAGCGUGGACACGUCCCCUGAUGAGAUCUCUGACAUCAACCACGACCUGCUGCGCUACAGCACCCUGCGCUGCGGCAACCUGCGCAAGCGCCUCUGGCUCACCAUGGAGAACCCCGGCUACUCCAUCCCCAGCAAGCUCUUCAGCUUCGUGUCCAUCAGCGUGGUGCUGGUGUCCAUAGCCACCAUGUGCAUCCACAGUAUGCCCGAGUACCAGGAGGUGGAUGAGAAUGGCAACGUGCUCGAUGAACCCAUCCUGCACAAGCUGGAGUAUUUCUGCAUCUCCUGGUUCACCUUCGAAGUGUCCUCCCGCCUCCUGCUCUCACCCAACCCCAGGAAGUUCUUCAAGCACCCACUGAACCUGAUUGACAUUGUGUCAGUGUUGCCCUUCUACUUCACCCUCCUGGUGGACGUGACCAUGGGCAGUGACUCGGAGCUGGGCAACCUGGGCAAGGUGGUGCAGGUGUUCCGGCUCAUGAGGAUAUUCCGGGUGCUGAAGCUGGCUCGGCACUCCACCGGACUCAGGUCACUGGGGGCCACCUUGAAGCACAGCUACAGGGAGGUGGGGAUCCUGCUGCUCUACCUGGCUGUGGGGGUCUCUGUGUUCUCUGGCGUGGCCUACACUGCUGAGAAGGAGGAGGACGUCGGCUUUGACACCAUCCCGGCGUGCUGGUGGUGGGGCACGGUCAGCAUGACCACCGUGGGCUACGGGGACGUGGUGCCCGUCACCGUGGCGGGCAAGCUGGCGGCCUCGGGCUGCAUCCUGGGGGGCAUCCUGGUCGUGGCGCUGCCCAUCACCAUCAUCUUCAACAAGUUCUCCCACUUCUACCGCAAGCAGAAGGCGCUGGAGGCGGCCGUGAGGAACAGCGGCAAGAAGGAUCCAGAGGAGGGCGGCAGCGACUCCGAGGCCCUGAGCGAGACCUCCCUGGACAGGCCCAGCCCCGAGCGCCGGGGCCUCACCCCCGGGGCCCAGCCCAGCCCCUGAG
Molecule: messenger RNA, 2511 nt
Organism: Melozone crissalis (California towhee)
Lineage: Eukaryota; Metazoa; Chordata; Aves; Passeriformes; Passerellidae
Gene: KCNS1
Product: potassium voltage-gated channel modifier subfamily S member 1
Exons: 3
Coding region: 1107-2510 (467 amino acids)
Biological process (GO): potassium ion transmembrane transport; regulation of delayed rectifier potassium channel activity; protein homooligomerization
Cellular component (GO): membrane; voltage-gated potassium channel complex
Molecular function (GO): delayed rectifier potassium channel activity; protein binding
Source: RefSeq, a predicted model, not a curated record